UAAUUUCACUACUAUUAAUAGUAUUUUCAUAAUUUUUUUCAUAAAUCUUGUAUCUUGUGUUAUCACUAAGCCAGUAAAUUGAAUUUUUUCGAAUAUAUUUUUUUGUUUUCCCAAAUUACGGUUUAAUAUUGAUACGAGUAAUUCCAUUCAUUUUUUAUUUAUUGCGUUUCAUCAUGCUGCUGUCAGGUGCAUGCUUACCAAAUUUCAAUGUACAUUGUUUUUCCCGGCUUCUAUAUAUUAUUUAUUGUUCGAUAUCCGUAACAAUUAGAUAGAUAAUUAAAAUAUUUUAUGUAGUUUAAAGUGCUCAUAAAAUAUUACCAAUAAAUAGAAUGAGCUUUUAUUAAAUUUUUUAUAUGAAAUAAAUCAAAGAAAGUUUUGCACUUUUUUUCGUACGAAAAUGUCAUAUUAAUACAAACAUAAAAGUUAAUCUAUAAAUGCAUGUUAAAACAAGAGCAUAAGGAAAACGAAGUAAAUAAUUAUCUGCACGAAAAGUAGUAGACGAUGAAUUUGUAUCAGGUUACUUCAUUUAAAAUAAACCAAUGUAUUUCAGUGGUACUAUCAAGAAUUCAACGCUUUCCAUAUACUUGUAGUUUAUGACUUCUAUCACGAUGUUAUAAGAAAUAGUCGAAUCAAUUUCAUUUACUAUUUCUUUUCAUAGUUAUGACUUGUGAGUGAGUUAGAGAAUCAUCAUUACAUGAUUAUUCAUAAUAAACUCAUACGUAUAGUUAUUAAAGUGCAUGAUAAAUAGCACUUCUAAUGCCCGAUUUGUAUAGACUUUUAACUUGUCUUUAGUGGUCAUCAAUAAGAGUUGAUAAAAAAUAAUUGGAGUAAUAAAAUUGCUGGAUCUCAAUAGUAUUUAAAACUUGAAUAUCUUCAAAGUCUCUUUUGCACAAAAAAUUGAUAGAAACUUAUAAAAAACGAUUAGUUUUGAAUCGUAAAACGAUCGUUAUCUAUAGGACGAAUUGGACGAAUAAACAUUUUUUUAUAAAAAAGGCUAUCGUAAAUCAUCGAUUUCAUUGAUAAGUGUUCUGGCACAUUGUAACGAAGUUCAAUAUUACCAUCGGUUGUCUACGGCUUUAAAUUAGAAAGACUCGAGAAUUGUUUGUUUAACACUUAUAAUUAUCACGGCUCUCAAAACCAAUUUUGUAGUCAUUAAAAAUUAAUGAACCAGAAUGGGAAAACAAAACAGUAAACUUAAGCCGGAAGUACUCGAAGACCUCAAGCAGAAUACGGAAUUUUCAGAUGCUGAAAUUCAAGAAUGGUAUAAAGGAUUUCUAAAGGACUGCCCCAGUGGACAUUUAAGUGUGGAAGAGUUUAAAAAAAUUUAUGGAAAUUUUUUUCCUUAUGGUGAUGCUUCUAAGGAUAUCCGUUAUCAGUUCGCAGAACAUGUUUUCAGAACGUUUGAUGCAAAUGGAGAUGGUACGAUUGAUUUUCGGGAGUUUUUGUGUGCUCUAAGUGUCACCUCUCGUGGGAAAUUGGAACAAAAAUUAAAAUGGGCCUUCAGUAUGUAUGACCUUGAUGGGAAUGGUUAUAUUUCUCGACAAGAAAUGCUCGAGAUUGUUACAGCGAUCUAUAAGAUGGUAGGAACAGUAAUGAAAAUGCCAGAAGAUGAAUCUACUCCUGAGAAAAGAACUGAUAAAAUAUUUCGUCAAAUGGAUAAAAAUAAAGAUGGAAAAUUAUCUCUUGAUGAAUUUAUAGAAGGUGCAAAAAGUGACCCUUCUAUCGUGCGACUAUUGCAGUGUGACCCAAGCGCACAGGCUCAGUGAGCUCUUAGACAAUUGAAUAUUAAUUCAAUAAUGCCUUUUAUGUCCCUAAUUUAGGGUCCGGCUCAAUGAUUUUACUAAUAAUUAAUCCAAUUAAUGACUAGUAUCAUAGAAGAGUCAAUUUUUAUCUUUAAUGAUGGAACCUUGCUCACUUGUUGAAAGCACAAGUUAUGAGAGAUACGUUAUUUCUGUUUCUUAUACUUUGGCAAAUAAUAUAUAAUAAAUUUGUAAAUUAAGUUAGAGAAAGAUUAAAAGAAUAUGUUAAUAUUGCAUAGCUUAUCAUAAUAAAUUAUAGGCUUUUCUAUGAUAAUUUAUGUUCAAUAGAAUUGUAUGCAUCAAUAUUCAUUUUUUAGUUUAAGCCGAAUCUGCGUCUCAGAGUCAUUGGGUCUAGCGCGCUUGCGCAAACCGCAAACUAGUCUAUAAGGCUAGUCCAGUCGUUCCGUCACAUUUAAAAUUUUUGCGGAAAAAACUUAUUGACAAACAAACACUAAUAUACAUUAUAUAUUUAAUAUUUUAAGCUUCGGAAUUUAUUAGAUGUAUCAAGUUUUAUUGUAAACUUUUAAAUGCCAAAGCUAAUCAACGAUCCUUUUUUGAUACAUAAGUAUAAUUAUGUCGAUACAUUAUCAAUUCUAUUGCAGUUCUUGUAAUAAAUGGUUAUUAGGAUGAUUGGGAUAGAAAACCUUUUCAAAAACGAAUACAUGCGAUCGUUUUUGAGAGGUACAGUAUAGGAGUCGAAUAAUGUUAUUUAAGUAAAAAUACAUAAAUCAAAUCAAGUCGAUAUAAGUCAAUAUAACUACAAUUUGCAAUAUUUAAUAAUUUAUAUAGAAAAUUAAAGUACGAUCAAACUUUUAUCUAGUAUUAUUGGCGUUCAGAAUGUAUUUUAGUUUGAUACUCAAUGUUUCAUUAUCUGUUAAUAUUGGAAAUAAGGUGAUUAAUAUAGUACAAAAGUCGUAAAAGCAAAGCCAUGAUAAAAAUGUCAUGUCUAAAUAUUUCAUUGAUAAUUUGAAGAUAAGUAAAGCCACUAUUAAAAAACAGAUAUCCUGAAAAUUUUAUGCGCAAAUUUCCGUCAAAGCACGAGUAAAGAAUAACUCAAUAAUAAACUUACAAAUGACUAUAUUUAUUUCUAUUCAAAUUGGCUAAACUUAUUAAAUUUAUAAAAAAAAAUACAAUUUUGAGUAACAUUAAAAUUCAAAAAUUUAGAAAAACGUUUUCAAGCAGUAAAAAUUAGAGUAAAAAAAUGUAUAUUAAGCUUACUAAAUUUUUCAAAAUAAUUGUUCUUCAAUGUCAACAAUUGUUCUUGAGUGAAAUCUUUUUAUCUUCUAAAUAUAACUAAAUAAUUCUUGCUGAUGAUUAUCACUCUAAUAAUAUUUCUCUAUAACUUUGAAGUCUUAUUAUCUCUACACUAAAAAAGAAUCGAAAAGCGAGACAUCAAAUUGUGGAAUUUAUCUUUAAUCAUUCAAUAAACAUUAAACUAUAUAUGGCAAACGGUUUUUUUUUUAAAUUAAAACUUGUUAAAUCGUUUUGUAUGGGCUUAUUAUACGGAAAGAACAGUUAUGAAUAAAAUCAGCAACUAAAUUUAUGCAAAUAAAAACAAAAAUUAAAAAAAAAAAUUUACGCAUAAUUAUGUCGAUGAUACCCACAGAAAAAGAAGUUAUCUUAAGCCAAGAAAAUAUUUUGGAAGACAGACGUUUUCAAGAACCAAGUCAAGAUUUUUUUGAGCCAAGGGAAUUUGUCGGUAAAAGAAAAUUCGUCUUGGUCAGAAGAGAUUUUUGCUUUAUCCACGAAGUAUAGAUACCAGGAGUCCGAACGGUAUAGGAUUUUUCACAUUAUUUGUGUACACAAAAAUGAACCCAGAUCAUAGUUUUUUUUUGCCACUGGCUGCGCAAGUAUUCAGAACG
Microplitis demolitor is the source of this 3661-nucleotide messenger RNA. It is a transcript of the gene Nca, whose product is annotated as neurocalcin homolog. The transcript is spliced from 6 exons. NCBI's taxonomy places the organism in Eukaryota, Metazoa, Arthropoda, Insecta, Hymenoptera, Braconidae. The record is from RefSeq and is a predicted model, not a curated record. Gene Ontology annotation, molecular function: calcium ion binding. The coding region runs from base 1173 to 1766 and encodes 197 amino acids.